AUACCCCUUGUAGUAAUAUUUAAAGAGAGAGCAUCAUCAGCUAAAUUAUUGAAUCCUUUUGAAUUAAAUAAAUUAUAGUAGAAAUGGAUAUUGACGAUGAUGAUAUGGAUCAAGCGCCUUCUUCUUCAACUGGAAUCAAAGGCGACAAGAAGCGAUUCGAGGUCAAAAAGUGGAAUGCAGUUGCUUUGUGGGCAUGGGAUAUUGUAGUAGAUAAUUGCGCUAUUUGCCGCAACCAUAUUAUGGAUCUCUGUAUUGAAUGUCAGGCCAAUCAAGCCAGCGCUACCAGUGAAGAAUGCACAGUUGCUUGGGGUGUUUGUAAUCAUGCUUUUCAUUUCCAUUGCAUCUCUCGUUGGUUGAAAACACGUCAAGUUUGUCCUUUAGACAACCGUGAAUGGGAAUUUCAAAAGUACGGUCAUUAAUAUUGUUUUUGUAUUCUUAAGAUUUUCUUUUGAUGAUGAAAUCAUAUCUCAAGAUUAUCACAAGAGCGUAACUACAUAAUUAAAAACUUUAUCCUUUUUUCCAAUAAGAAAUUAUCUUAAUCUUAACUGUUCUGAUUUCUAUUUCAUAAAAACAAUAAAUUUUUGUGUAAAACCGAAA
This is a messenger RNA of Clunio marinus, 597 nucleotides long. The record is from the annotation of a GenBank genome assembly. Lineage: Eukaryota; Metazoa; Arthropoda; Insecta; Diptera; Chironomidae.